AUGGAUGCCCAGCCAUUAACAGAACAACUGCAAUCCGAACCCCGCAAGCUCCACGCAUCACCCGAGAACGAAAGCGAACACUCCGCGCCCUGCACCGAAGUCCGCAGGUCGUGGUCGCUCAAGCGACUCCUGAGCGGACGCGGUAGCCGUCAAUAUCGUGUCUUGGAACGAGAGCCGAAUCGGCUGCGAAAACGUGUCAGUACGUGA
Molecule: messenger RNA, 207 nt
Organism: Penicillium cinerascens
Lineage: Eukaryota; Fungi; Ascomycota; Eurotiomycetes; Eurotiales; Aspergillaceae
Exons: 1
Coding region: 1-207 (68 amino acids)
Source: RefSeq, a predicted model, not a curated record